This is a messenger RNA of Cryptomeria japonica (Japanese cedar), 1832 nucleotides long. Its product is annotated as protection of telomeres protein 1a. Gene Ontology annotation, cellular component: nuclear telomere cap complex; chromosome, telomeric region. The coding region runs from base 233 to 1678 and encodes 481 amino acids. Gene Ontology annotation, biological process: regulation of telomere maintenance via telomerase; telomere capping. Gene Ontology annotation, molecular function: telomerase inhibitor activity; G-rich strand telomeric DNA binding. The record is from RefSeq and is a predicted model, not a curated record. The transcript is spliced from 11 exons. NCBI's taxonomy places the organism in Eukaryota, Viridiplantae, Streptophyta, Pinopsida, Cupressales, Cupressaceae.
AAGUUCGUCAUCUUGCAUGUCAUCAGUAGUAAACAGUACGCCUAACCUGCAUUCCGAGUACUUUCGUCCAUUACUGAAUUCUUAACAAUUUUGGCUUCUAUUUGUCGUGGCUUUAUCAUUCUUGAUCAACUUUCUUAGACCGCAGAGUGAGUUGAAGUUGACUUGGGACUAAAGCGAAUUGGGCGAUUCGAGGAAAUCAGCAAGUGUUUGUGUGUUUCUGGUGUGUGGACAAAUGGAUGACAAACAAUACGAGUACAUGCCAAUUGUAUCUGCCAUGAUUUCUGUUAAUACAAAAGUUAACAUCUAUGGUGUGAUAGCUGAGUAUGAACAACCAAAGCCAACCAAAGGAUCUGAUAUGAUGUCAACAAUGACCAUUGUGGACAUGUCUUAUCCUAGCCCUGGUCUUCGUUUAAUUGCUUUUGAUGCUGAUUCAAAGAAACUUCCUCAUGUGAAUAAAAUUGGUGAUAUUAUUCGUCUUCGUCAUGUUCAGAUUGAACAUCACAACAAUGCAGUCAAUGCUGUUGCCAAGAAAAAGUAUUCGUCUUUCCUUCUUUUUGAGGGAAACAGUGGUUCUAGUUAUGAACCUUAUCAGUUCUCUCAUGAUGGAUACAAAUUUACAGACCAUGACAAGAUGCUAAUAAGUUCUCUACGAAAGUGGCUGGAAUCCUCUCCUCUUUACAUAGGUAAAAGUGAUUACGCAGCUCAAAUAAAAGAUAUUAAGGAGCGUGCCUAUUUUGAUUUGUGUUGUAAGGUUCUCCUUUUGCACGAAAAAUCUGAGAAAUUAUCAGUCAUUUAUGUGUGGGAUGGAACUGAUGCUCCACCACAAGAGUUUGAAAUGAAGCAAGAAGAAGAAACGGACAUUGUCGCUGAUCCUUUUGGGGAAUCCUCUCUAAUUGCUCUACAAAGAAAUGAUUUAUGUAAUUUUCCAUCUGUGGGCUCUGUUAUUCCAGUAUAUGUAGAGAUGCCUAUCAAUGAACUUCAGUCACGAUUUCCGAAAAUAGGGCGUUGGGUGAAACUUCGUAACAUGACUUGUCGUAGAAAUUCAGGGCUCUGGGAAGGAGUUAUGACUGAUAAAAGUAAGGUUUCUAGUAUUUCCCCUGAGAUGGAGAAAAUGUAUGUAAGAGAUUCUGCAGAACGCCUUGAAACAAAUUCAUACUUGCCUCAGUGGUGUCCGAAGAUUCUGGAUGGUAUAACAGUGACAAAUUGUGAGGGUAUCAGAUUCUCAUCAUUGAUAGAUGUCAUCACGAAUUCACAGGUAACAUACAAAUUUCGGUGUCUUGUUCGAGUGAUAGCAAGCUUACCACGGAAUGUUGAAGAAUUUUGUGGCGAGAGAAAGAACUCUGAAAACAAUAUAGAGUAUUUUUAUAGAGUGAGGCUUACCUUGGAAGAUGCCACAGCUAGAAUACAUGCAUAUUUGUAUGGUGAAGAUGCGAAUAAAUUUUUCAGUGGCUAUCCUCCAACAAGUUUAAUGGGUUCUACCAUAAAUUUGGUUGCACUGAAGACUAAAUUCUAUAAGCUUCUUGGUAUUAAUGAAUGCAAUUCCAAUGAAGGUGAAAAGUCUUCAAGAAUUCAAAAUCCCCCUUGGGUGGAAUGUUGUAUCAAGUCAUAUUACUUGGACAAAAGUUCUCCUUGGGAUAGCAGGCGAUAUAGAAUCUUUGGUACUACUUUGCAAGGUUGAAUUUGAUAUACUAGUAAAAUUUGUUCUUUAUUUUUCAAAUCAAUUGUCAUCUAUGGUUUUUUCUGGAUGAAUAUAUUUUGUAUUUGAUGCGUCAUCCAUGUGUUGCAAAAGUUGGCAAGAUAUUAUGACAAAGAUGAAAGAACCCAUUUCAUGA